Molecule: messenger RNA, 2448 nt
Organism: Puccinia triticina
Lineage: Eukaryota; Fungi; Basidiomycota; Pucciniomycetes; Pucciniales; Pucciniaceae
Exons: 9
Coding region: 1-2448 (815 amino acids)
Biological process (GO): glycerol-3-phosphate metabolic process
Cellular component (GO): glycerol-3-phosphate dehydrogenase (FAD) complex; mitochondrion
Molecular function (GO): glycerol-3-phosphate dehydrogenase (quinone) activity; calcium ion binding
Source: RefSeq, a predicted model, not a curated record
AUGAACCGUCUCCGCCUGAACGCAGGCCGCUUGAACCUUAGAGCGGUAGCCGGUGGUUCAGCCCUGCUGACCGGUUCGAGCUUAUUAUACUACCAGUACCGGUCGAGGGACUCAAGACUUCAGCUGGACUCGAGCCGAGAUGUCAACCACCCAGCAAACCAACGCCCUCCGGUACUAUGGACCCCGCCGAGCAGACAGGACAUGAUCAAUGCGCUCAAGGCUAGCAAGCUCGUCCACGAGAUCAAGUCUCCAGCCGACCUCCAAUCCAAGGGCGCCGAGGACCAGUACGAUCUUCUCGUCAUCGGUGGAGGGGCCACAGGCGCUGGGGUCGCCUUGGAUGCUGCCAGUCGUGGCUUGAAGGUCGCUCUCGUCGAACGUGACGAUUUCAGUAGUGGGACGAGCAGUAAGAGUACCAAGUUGGUCCAUGGCGGAGUUAGAUAUCUCCAAAAAGCAGUCUUCAAUCUGGACUAUGAACAAUAUAAAUUAGUCAGGGAAGCUCUCCAUGAACGCAAGACUUUCUUACAUAUCGCUCCACAUCUUUCGCUCCACCUACCGAUCAUGCUGCCAGUUUACAAGUGGUGGCAAGUGCCCUACUUCUAUGCUGGCUGUAAGAUGUAUGAUUUGCUCGCUGGUUCAGAAAACAUGGAAACUAGUUAUCUUGUCGGAAAAGGGAAGGCCUUAGAGAACUUUCCAAUGUUAAAAGCCGAUGGUUUAUGCGGAGCUGUUGUGUAUUAUGACGGUUCUCACAACGACUCUCGAAUGAAUAUGGCUCUGGUGAUGUCUGCGGUACACCAGGGCGCUGUCGUGGCUAAUCACAUGGAGGUAGUAGAAUUGCACAAGAAGCCGGCCCAUGAGAAGACGGAUGUGAAGCCUAGAGGAUCAGCGGAAAGCCCUGGAGUAUUGUCAGGGGCCAGACUACGUGAUCAGGUUACGGGAGAAGAAUUUAACAUCCGAGCCAAGGGCAUCAUCAAUGCCACCGGUCCCUUUUGUGAUGGGAUCCGACAGCUAGACGACCCGAGCGUGCCGAACAUCGUCGCUCCUUCAUCCGGCGUUCAUAUCACUCUACCUUCGUACUACGCACCCAGCCAUAUGGGUCUGAUUGAUCCUGCCACAUCGGAUGGCCGAGUGAUCUUCUUUCUGCCUUGGCAAGGGAAUGCGAUCGCAGGCACGACCGAUUCUCCCGCGCCAGUCGAGCAAGAUCCUCUCCCUAAAGAACAAGAGAUUCAAUGGGUUCUUGGCGAAGUUCGGAACUAUCUCAGUCCCGAACUCAAAGUAAGACGAGGAGAUGUGCUAUCCGCGUGGUGUGGACUUCGUCCUUUGGUGCGCAACCCAGCGGCAAAAGAUAGCCAAUCGUUGGUCAGAAACCACAUGGUUCAUGUCUCACCAUCGGGACUCUUGACGAUCGCUGGUGGCAAGUGGACGACCUAUCGAGCAAUGGCCGAAGAGACAGUGGAUGCGGCGAUCGAGACCUUCAACUUAAAGCCGCGAGGUCCAUGUGUGACCAAGCUUCUUCAAUUGAUUGGCGCUCAUGGCUGGCACAAGACGUUGUAUAUCAAGCUGAUUCAGGACUUUGGAUUGGAGAGUGAAGUGGCCAAGCAUCUGACGGACAAUUACGGCGAUCGAGCCUGGUCGGUCUGUUCGCUGGCUGAGCCGACGGGAAACCGUUGGCCAGUGCAUGGCAAACGAUUGGACCCAUCGUACCCUUAUCUCGAAGAAGAAGUCCGCUAUGUGGUCCGGAACGAAUACGCGAUUACACCUGUGGAUAUCAUUGCUCGUCGGACUAGACUCUCGUUCUUGAACGCCCAAGCCGCCUUGGAAGUCUUACCUCGGGUGAUCGACAUCAUGGCCGAAGAGUUGGGAUGGACCAAUAUGCACAAGGAGGCCGCCUUCAGUCACUCUAAACAGUUCUUGCUUUCUAUGGGCUUGCCUAGGUCUAAACUUAAACUUUCUCUGGCCGACGUUCGUAGAGGUUUAUUGAGGAAACAAACUGCUGAGGAGGGUCAACUGUUCUCUCGUGCAAUGUUUAGUCCGAAAGAAUUAACCCAGUUGAGGAAGGAAUUUGCGGAUUUGGAUACGAAUGGGGACGGAGUUAUUUCUCCCAACGACUUGCAGAGCGCGCUUGAACAUUUGAAUUUCGCCAAUGUUCCCAAGGAAACUGUGGACAUGAUUGUUUCUGGAGCUAAGACCAAUCAUAUCGGCUCGAUCGAUUUCUCGGAUUUCCUUGACAUUGCGGUAGCAGCCAAAGAAGUAUCUCUGUCGAACAAGUUACAAAACUUCUUGAGCGAUGACGGGGAGGGAAGUUCACCGAUCACCGAGCCGAACACGAUGAGUGCUUCUGUUGGCCCCCAUGGAAACGAGGUCGUCAAGGAUGGAAAAAAUGAUCUGAAGCCUGGAUCCGGAAGUUUAAGUCGAGUCAUUCCCGUCGAACGAUCCGGCGGUGGCACUUGA